ACGCUCGGGGCAGCGGCCCGUCACGGCGCGGGAGGAAGACGAUGAGCUGCCCGACUCCAUCGACGACCGGGAGAUCUUCGAUCUUAUUCGUUCAAUUAAUGAUCCAGAACAUCCCCUUACUUUGGAAGAGCUGAAUGUUGUUGAACAAGUUAGAGUUAAAGUGAAUGAUGCUGAAAGCACAGUAAUGGUGGAGUUUACUCCCACAAUUCCUCACUGCAGCAUGGCAACAUUAAUUGGUCUGUCAAUAAAAGUAAAGUUAAUCAGAUCACUACCUGAAAGGUUUAAGGUGGAUGUUCACAUAACACCAGGAACCCAUGCCUCUGAGCAUGCAGUUAAUAAACAACUUGCUGACAAAGAAAGAGUAGCAGCUGCUUUGGAGAAUUCACAUUUGCUGGAAGUGGUGAACCAGUGUUUGUCUGCACGAUCAUAGUUGCCUGAUGAAGAAAAGAUUUUCUGAUGUGUUAAGCUAAUUUUGUACAUAAAUAGUGUUUCUAGUAUUUAGUUGUAUAUGUUUCUGUGGGCAAAUAAAGCUACUAAAAUUUAGAUUUUUAAAAAA
Molecule: messenger RNA, 556 nt
Organism: Pelodiscus sinensis (Chinese soft-shelled turtle)
Lineage: Eukaryota; Metazoa; Chordata; Testudines; Trionychidae
Source: RefSeq, a predicted model, not a curated record